Nicotiana attenuata is the source of this 1917-nucleotide messenger RNA. RefSeq lists its product as uncharacterized. Gene Ontology annotation, molecular function: nucleic acid binding. The transcript has 3 exons. Gene Ontology annotation, biological process: DNA integration. Lineage: Eukaryota; Viridiplantae; Streptophyta; Magnoliopsida; Solanales; Solanaceae. The coding region runs from base 1 to 1917 and encodes 638 amino acids. The record is from RefSeq and is a predicted model, not a curated record.
AUGCUUCAUAAAAAUGUGGAGUGUUAUGUUGACGACUUGGUGGUAAAGCCAAGGAAGAAAGAUGAUCACUUGCAAGAUUUGAGGAUGGUAUUUGAACGGCUUUGGAGAUACCAACUUAGAAUGAAUCCAUUGAAGCGCGCCUUUGGAGUUACUUUAGGGAAGUUCCUUGGUUUUAUUGUUCGACACCGAGGUAUCGAAAUUGAUCAAGCUAAGGUGGAUGCUAUCUUAAUAAUGCCCGAGCCUAAGGAUAUUCAUGAGUUAAAAAGCUUAAAAGUACUGGCAGCCCCCAUACCUAGAAAGCCAUUAAUAUUAUACAUUUCAGCACAGGAAAGGUCAGUCGGAGCGCUUCUAGCUCAAGGAAAUAAUGGAGGCAAAGAAAAUGCACUUUAUUACUUGAGUAGGAUGAUGACGCCAAAUGAGCUCAAGUAUUCACCUAUCGAGAAGUUACGUUUGGCACUUGUCUUCUCUAUUCAGAAGAUGAAGCAUUACUUCCAGGCUCACGUUGUGCGACUCGUCUCAAGAGCGAAUCCUAUCAAGUUUGUCAUGUCUAAACCAGUCCUAAGUGAUCGAUUAGAGAGGUGGUACCUCCAAUUUCAACAAUUUGAAAUUGUGUAUGUUCCUCAAAAGGCGGUUAAUGGACAAGCAUUAGCGGACUUCCUAGCUGACCAUCCAAUUCCAAAUGAUUGGGAGUUGUCUGAUGAAUUGCCUGAUAAAGAUGCAAUGGUCAUAGAAAUUCAACCUCCUUGGAAGAUGUAUUUUGAUGGCGCUGCAGCUGGCGCUGGAAUAGUGUUUAUCACUUCUCAAGGAGAAGUUUUGCCAUAUUCUUUCACUCUGACACAAUGGUGCUCCAAUAAUGUUGCUGAAUAUCAAGCGCUCAUACUUGGGCUUGAAAUGGCUGUGGAAUAUCAAACAAUUGCAACUAUAAGUUUUUGGAGACUCCAAAUUGGUAAGUUGGCUUGGAGAGGUAACUAUUCAAAACACGUGCCGAGAAAGGAAAACAAGAGAGCUGAUGCAUUAGCAGCCUUAGCUUCUACAUUAUCUUUGCCUGAUCAGACACAAGUCGUUGUUUGCCAAAUAUGGGUAGUUCCUCCACCAAAUGAUUAUGAGGAAGAAGAAAGCAAAACCGAGUAUCCUGCUCGCGUUCUUGAGGUUGAAAUUGAAGAUUGGCGACAACCAUUAAUUGAUUAUCUUUGUCAUGGGGUAUUACCGGAAAAUCCCCGAAGGAAGACAGAAAUCCGAAGGAGAGCCCCUCGUUUUCUUUAUUAUAAGAAUACACUCUAUAGACGAUCAUUUGAUGGAGUGCUCCUACGUUGUUUCGGGGCUGAUGAAUCCCUUCAAGCCCUGCAAGAAGCACAUUCUGGAGUAUGUGGUGCGCAUCAAUCUGGGCCAAAACUUCACUUCCACAUAAAAAGAAUGGGGUAUUAUUGGCCAACCAUGGUGAAAGAUUUUUUAGAUUACGCUCGAAGGUGUAAAGCUUGCCAAUUCCAUGCUAACUUCAUACAUCAACCACCUGAAGUAUUCCACCCAACUGUUGCUUCUUGGCCAUUUGAUGCUUGGGGUUUGGAUGUUGUUGGUCCAUUGCCAAAGUCUUCUGGUGGACAUCUAUAUAUUUUGGCCGCAACUGAUUACUUCUCGAAGUGGGCUGAAGUUGUUUCUCUUAAGGAAGUAAAGAAGGAAAAUGUGGCUAACUUCAUCCGAGUCAAUAUUAUCUAUCGCUUUGGCAUUCCUCGAUAUAUAUUGACAGACAAUGGUAAGCCAUUUGAUAACAAGUUGAUGAAUAAAAUAUGUGAUCUUUUUGGCUUCAAGCAACGCAAUUCCUCCAUGUAUUAUGAUGCUGCCAAUGGACUUGCUGAAGCAUUUAACAAGACGCUCUGCAACUUGUUGAAAAAUAUUGUCUCUAAGUCUAAGAGAGAUUGA